Chrysochloris asiatica (Cape golden mole) is the source of this 1324-nucleotide messenger RNA. RefSeq names its product calcium modulating ligand (gene CAMLG). Gene Ontology annotation, cellular component: GET complex. The transcript has 4 exons. The coding region runs from base 21 to 911 and encodes 296 amino acids. Gene Ontology annotation, biological process: tail-anchored membrane protein insertion into ER membrane. Lineage: Eukaryota; Metazoa; Chordata; Mammalia; Afrosoricida; Chrysochloridae. The record is from RefSeq and is a predicted model, not a curated record.
UCACCGCCACUCCUUCCAGAAUGCAGGAGUGGAUGGAGUCCGUGAACGUCCCUACCGACGACGGGGAUCGCCCGGGGUCUCCUGCGGGUUCAGGCUUGUCGGCUUCUCAGCGUCGGGCCGAGCUGCGACGGAGAAAGCUGCUCAUGAACUCCGAACAGCGCAUUAACCGGAUCAUGGGCUUUCACAGACCCGGGAGCGGCGCGGAAGAAGAAAGCCAGUCAAAAUCAAAGCAGCUGGACAAUGAUAAACUGAACUCCCUCACUCUUCCUUCAGUUUCAAAGCGAGUAGUGCUGGGUGAUUCUGUUACUACAGGAACAAUUGACCAGCAGGGUGGUGUGGCUGAAGUACAGGGAGACAAACUGGACUCUUUCAUGAAAUCACCUGAAUGCAGUAAUGAUGUCACCAUGGAGCUCCGGCAGCGGAACAGAGGGGAGCUGACAGUGGACACUGUUCAGAGAGGUUCUCGCCAUGGCCUCGAACAGUACCUCUCCAGGUUUGAAGAAGCAAUGAAGCUAAGGAAGCAGCUGAUUAGUGAGAAACCCAGUCAAGAAGAUGGAAGUACAACAGAAGAAUUUGACUCUUUUCGAAUUUUUAGAUUGGUGGGAUGUGCUCUUCUGGCCCUUGGAGUCAGGGCUUUUGUUUGCAAAUAUUUGUCCAUAUUUGCUCCAUUUCUUACUUUGCAACUUGCAUACAUGGGACUAUACAAAUAUUUUCCCAAGGGUGAAAAGAAGAUAAAGACAACAGUACUAACUGCUGCACUUCUGUUAUCUGGAAUUCCUGCUGAAGUGAUAAAUCGAUCUAUGGAUACCUAUAGCAAAAUGGGCGAAGUCUUCACAGAUCUCUGUGUCUACUUUUUCACUUUCAUCUUUUGUCAUGAACUGCUUGAUUAUUGGGGCUCUGAAGUACCUUGAAGCCUGCAGAACUCAGAAGGAGAAGCUUACAAUAAACAAUUCCUGUUCUGUAUUACAGUGUCUCUAAAGGAGGCUGACUGGUUAUACCUUUAUAUAAUUCCUUUACUUUAUAAGGGUUGUAAAAUCGCUUGAUUAGGAAUGGAAUGGCAGGUUCCCUGGUUUAAAAGGGUUGAGUUUAUGUUAGUACUGAUGUGAAACAUAGAGUACCAAUUGUCAUUCAUUGAUUUUUACUUUUUAAUUAGAAGCCGUAAUCUUUACCUUUCCCAUCCCUUCUCAGAUAUGUACAUCCUCUUUGGGGGCUGAGCCAAUGCUUUUAGGAGGACAGCUAAGCAUAGCCUCAGCCAGCCCUAAGAACUACUUCUUGUAUUUGCGUUGUUCUGUCACGAGAAAUGGAGCUAUCUUAAAAAUAAAGA